AUGGUGCCACUUUUGGAUCCCCUCACACAGUGCAUGAUGGAGCAAGAGUACGCCAGAGUGAUUGCUGAGGAUGCCCAAACAAAAAUCCUCAAUUUACGUCGACAGCGCCCCAAGAAAUUUAAAUGUCCCCACUGCGAUGUAGCAUUUUCCAACAAUGGUCAACUCAAGGGACACAUUCGAAUUCACACAGGUGAGAGACCAUUCAAAUGUGAUGACUCUAAUUGUGGCAAAACGUUUACCCGGAACGAAGAAUUGACGAGACACAAAAGGAUUCACACAGGACUCCGUCCCUUUGCCUGCACUGUGUGUGGGAAAAAAUUUGGAAGACGAGACCAUCUGAAGAAGCACACAAAGAUACAUUUUGCACCUGAGAGACUUUUCCCAUCCACCGUCUUCCUGCCUUAUACUUUUCUGCCAACGUACUGA
This is a messenger RNA of Lutzomyia longipalpis, 426 nucleotides long. Its product is annotated as early growth response factor homolog 1-like. NCBI's taxonomy places the organism in Eukaryota, Metazoa, Arthropoda, Insecta, Diptera, Psychodidae. Gene Ontology annotation, molecular function: RNA polymerase II cis-regulatory region sequence-specific DNA binding; DNA-binding transcription factor activity, RNA polymerase II-specific. The record is from RefSeq and is a predicted model, not a curated record. The transcript is spliced from 2 exons. Gene Ontology annotation, biological process: regulation of transcription by RNA polymerase II. Bases 1 to 426 code for a protein of 141 amino acids.